AUGGCUAAGAAUAGAACCCUGAGGUACACCGAAAGUAAGAGUAGAAGAAUUAGAAGUAAAAUUAUUGAGAACAACAGAAAAAAAAACGAUUACAGAGAUAAGAACAAAACCAAGAUAGACAAGAAUCACGGUGAGGUGGCCCAUGGACUCCAAAAUAGUAAAACUACGGAUGUCAUGGAUGGCCCUAACCAAAUUCGCGUUCACACUGAAAUGAAAUUGAAUUUAGUAGAGUCAGAAAUCAAAUGGUGGCUCUGUCUGGCGGCAUAUAGCUUCCAGAUAGACGAACUGGCGACGGAAAUGAAAGCUCCAAAAAGACUGUUGCUUGAAGAGACACGAUUAGACUGA
Molecule: messenger RNA, 345 nt
Organism: Helobdella robusta
Lineage: Eukaryota; Metazoa; Annelida; Clitellata; Rhynchobdellida; Glossiphoniidae
Exons: 3
Coding region: 1-345 (114 amino acids)
Source: RefSeq, a predicted model, not a curated record